Molecule: messenger RNA, 1824 nt
Organism: Eucalyptus grandis
Lineage: Eukaryota; Viridiplantae; Streptophyta; Magnoliopsida; Myrtales; Myrtaceae
Product: E3 ubiquitin-protein ligase RDUF1
Exons: 1
Coding region: 303-1409 (368 amino acids)
Biological process (GO): protein ubiquitination
Cellular component (GO): cytoplasm
Molecular function (GO): ubiquitin protein ligase activity
Source: RefSeq, a predicted model, not a curated record
GAGGCUUCUCUUUUUCCCCCAACAGCACAACCUCCCUCCCUCCCUCCAUCCACCCAUCCACCACUCUCUCUCUCUCUCUCUGAUUUCCUGCAAAAUUAGGGUUCGCUCCCCCUUCAAUUCCUCCUCUUCCGCUUCGCAAUUUCGCAAUCCAUUCCUCAUUUCCCUUCCCGUGCCUUUACUUUCUCAUCCGAUCGCUUCUGAAUCUCGAUCCUUUGGUCUGAUUCAACCCCAAGAUCCAAUUUUUCUUUUUCCCCCCGCACAGAAUCGGAGGUCUAGUCCGAGUUCCGUGCUGGGCGUUAUCAAUGGCGUCCGUGGAUUGCUCGUACUGGUGCCACAGCUGCAAUCAAGUCAUUCGGGUCGAGACCCACGAUUCGGAUUCGAUCAACUGCCCCAAUUGCGGCAGCGGGUGCGUCGAAGAGCUCGAGUCCCCGUCCGCGAUCCCCCUCCACCACCGGUUCCCCGCGGCCGCCAUGUACGCCGGGAAUAGCUCCGAUUCGGACCGCAGCGCGAGCCCCUCGCUGCGGCGCAGGAGGAGGAACGGCAGCGACAGAUCCCCUUUUAAUCCGGUUAUUGUCCUCCGUGGAGGAGCUGAUGGCGGCGACGAAGGGAUUGUGGUCGAAGGAGGUAACAAUUACGAGUUGUACUAUGAUGACGGUUCGGGUUCUGGGUUGCGGCCGUUGCCCGCGAGUAUGUCGGAUUUCUUGAUGGGUUCGGGGUUUGAUCGGUUGCUUGAUCAACUGGCUCAGUUAGAGAUAAAUGGGACUAGAAGGUUAGAGAAUUCCCCGGCUUCAAAGGCUGCGAUCGAGUCUAUGCCUGUGGUUAGGAUCAUUGGGAAUCAUAUAGAUACUGAAUCGCAUUGCGCAGUUUGUAAGGAAGCUUUUGAGCUUCAUGGUGAAGCUAGAGAAAUGCCUUGUAAGCACAUUUACCACGCAGAUUGUAUAUUGCCCUGGCUUUUAAUAAGGAAUUCGUGUCCCGUAUGUAGGCAUGAAUUGGCAAGUGAUAUACAAAGCAGUGUGAGCAAUGUGAAUGAUAGAGAUGGGAUUCGAGAAGAGGAUUCAGUGGGGUUGACGAUAUGGAGGCUCCCGCGUGGUGGGUUUGCGGUGGGGAGGUUUACAGGGGGAAGAAGAGCUGCUGAGAGGGAGUUGCCCGUUGUUUACACUGAAAUGGAUGGUGGUGGGUUCAAUGCUGGCGGGGUUCCAAGGAGGGUUUCAUGGGAGUCAAAUAAUAGGAGAUCCAGAGAGAGAAGUGGGUUGCGUCGGGCAUUUCGCAGUUUCAUUUCAUUCUUUGGGAGGUUUCGAACUUCAUCGUCCAGGUCAGGUGCUGAUCCUGAACCAGGGUCUAUGAGGAGAAGUCACUUAACUGCUGUAUUUGCUAGAUCUGCACGGAGGCGCAGCCAAGCCCUGUUCUAGUAUAAGAGGAAGCAGCUGUCAACAUUUCUCUCAUCUUCAAAUUAGUCUGCACUUGAUGGUGCAUUUGGCUGGCUCAAUUUGAUACAUGGCAAAGGUGGAACAUUUGCACAGUUAUUGUAGAUAAUAACACCAAUGGAAGUAGGAUGAAGAAGCUCUCUUUCGAAGGUCAUCUGUUUGAGGGGUAAAUUGUGUAAGGGUGUGUGUCCACACAAAUUUUGGCCAGAACAAGUUAGAAGUUUCUCAUGCAAUGCAUAUGGCUUUCAGAGGUAGAGAAUAGGUCAUUGUGUAUGGCUCCAUCUCUGCCGCUAGCUAUAUUAGAGGAGCUCUUAUCAGUUUUUGGUGGCUCAAAAGUUAUGAAAGCAAUUUUUUUUUUCUCCAUUCUAAUUUAUCAAAUUGCCUGUUCAUCUUUUGUGUC